Messenger RNA from Quercus lobata, 1965 nucleotides. RefSeq names its product P-loop containing nucleoside triphosphate hydrolases superfamily protein. The transcript is spliced from 14 exons. The record is from RefSeq and is a predicted model, not a curated record. Bases 70 to 1872 code for a protein of 600 amino acids. NCBI's taxonomy places the organism in Eukaryota, Viridiplantae, Streptophyta, Magnoliopsida, Fagales, Fagaceae. Gene Ontology annotation, molecular function: ATP binding; ATP hydrolysis activity.
UGAGAUUCACCGCCUUUACAAAACUCAGAAGAGACUCUCAAACAGUCAACACACACAAACAAACAAACUAUGGCGGUUUUAGGACAAUUGGUGCGAACAGCUCGCACAUGGCGUACUGUUGCCUCUUCCAAAACCCUAAUUCCUUCGCCUCCGCGUUCGCGUGGCCUUCCUCGCUGUCUCUACCACCGGCCUGUUGAGAACCAGAGUCAUUCUAAUGCAUCUGAAGUUCGGCCACUGAGAUUGGUGCCCAAUGUUUCUGGACCAUAUUCUAUACUUCCAGCUGUCUUGGCUGGUUUGUUUGGAGUUGGAGCGCUACAAGUAGCCUAUGCAGAUGGUGAUCAGGCUGCUGCCAAUCCUCCUUUGCCAUCACAAUCUUCUCCAGGGUAUGUGGACUUAGAGGAAACUGCCAAGAAAGAACGACAGCGAAUUGAAGAGUUGCUUAGAAGUAAAGGAAUGAAACAAGGUUUUUGUCCCCGCUUUACUGUUGCCAUUAAGGGCAAAAAGGUCACCAUCAAAUUCCAAAUUCCUCCUGGUUGUGAGGUUUCACAGCUGAUUACAAACCUUGUUUCACAUCUUGGACUGAAGGUUGAAGAGUGUGGUGGUGGAUCAGAUAUGUCAUUGCGUGCUUGGGACAGUGCUGUUGCUUGGCAAAUAACACUUACUCGUCCAGGAAAACAAGUCGAAGUUGAAGGGGAUCUGGGACAUUCAAAAGAUAUAAAUGCGCAAGAUGGGGAUUUAUGCAUCCUCAUAUUUCGCUCACUCAUAAGCUCAGAAAAAGCUGAAAUUGAAUUCAUCAAAGAGGGGAGCUUGAGUUCCAAUGAGCUUGAAGCUUUGGUGUCUGUUUUAGAAUUAGCUGGUGGAAAGUUGGGACAAAAUUGGACCUUUGAAAGAAAACCGAGGGAAGGUACUGCAAGGGUGCCAUCUGUGGAAAAAUCAGUUGCUAGUCUUGAGUCAAUGGGUGUGAAAAUAUAUGGACUUGAUGAAGCCCCUCUUUACUCCUCAAACAUUGAGUUUUCAUGGGACAAUAUUGCUGGGUAUGAUCAGCAAAAGCGAGAGAUAGAGGAUACAAUUCUGUUGGCUCUGCAUAGUCCUGAAGUAUAUGAUGAUAUUGCUCGUGAGACUCGGCGAAAAUUUGAGUCAAAUAGGCCUCGAGCUGUGCUCUUUGAUGGUCCACCUGGGACAGGAAAGACAUCUUGUGCUCGUGUUAUUGCUAAUCAAGCGGGUGUCCCUUUGUUGUAUGUGCCACUGGAGGUUGUAAUGUCAAAGUACUAUGGUGAAAGCGAACGCUUGUUAGGAAAAGUCUUUUCGCUUGCUAAUGAGCUCCCUAACGGUGCUAUAAUUUUUCUUGAUGAGAUUGAUUCUUUUGCUGUUGCUCGUGAUAGUGAAAUGCAUGAAGCAACACGAAGAAUCUUAUCGGUGUUGUUGCGGCAGAUCGAUGGGUUUGAACAGGAUAAAAAAGUGGUUGUAAUUGGUGCAACAAAUAGAAAGCAAGACCUAGAUCUUGCUUUAAUUAGUCGGUUUGAUUCAAUGAUUAAUUUCGGCUUACCUGAUCAGCAAAAUCGUCAGGAAAUAGCAGCUCAGUAUGCAAAGCACCUGACAAAACCUGAAUUAGAUGAAGUUGCCAGAGUUACAGAAGAAAUGUCUGGAAGGGAUAUCAGAGAUGUAUGUCAACAAGCCGAGCGGUCAUGGGCAUCAAAGAUAAUUCGAGGACAAGCAUCCAAAGAUGGAGAACCAGUGUCUCUUCGUCCUCCUUUGCAAGAGUACAUCGAGAGCGCCAUUACUCGGCGGAAGGCUUUACUUAGUGUUGCAGAGCCGAAGAAGAUUCAAAACUCUAAUCCUCUCCAAAAUAACCCUAAGUUAGAUUUGUGUUGAUAGAUGCUUAUGUGGUAGAGGGGGUACAUGGGUGGCUUUUUGUAUUAAAUUUUUAUUUAUAAGGAUUUAGUUAGCAGUAAAAUUUAUGUUAUU